AUGACGAGCAUGGAUAUUGGUUGGGAACAUGGUAAACCCGUGGGAGGGAAUAGAAAAAUUGUGAGAUGCAAUUAUUAUGGAAAAAUAAUGCAUGGUGGCAUUACAAGGUUGAAAGAACAUGUCGGUCAUGUCAUAGGACAAGUUGAACCUUGUCCAAGGGCCUCAAGUGAAGUUAGAGAUUUAAUGAAAAUGCAUCUAAAGGUUGCUGACAAUCCUUAUUAUCAAUCGAUGAUUGAUGAAAUUGCCAAAGCUGGUUCUGGUAUUAAAGGCUCUUCAGCUUAUCAAAUUGGAAAUAAAUAUUUAGAUGAAGAAUUUGAAGAGCUUGAGAAAUAUCUUGGAGAUAUUUAUGAUAAAUUUUCAACUUUUGGUUGUACACUUAUGUGUGAUGGGUGGAGCACUCAUACAAAACAUCCAAUAAUAAAUUUUAUGGUAUACUGUGAUAGGCACAUGAUAUACCAUAGUUCAGUUGAUUGUACCAAUAUCAAGAAAACUGCUGAAUAUAUUUUCAAGUUAAUGGAUGAGGUAGUAGAGGUUGUGGGAGAAAAAAAUGUUGUGCAAGUUGUGACAGAUAGUGAACCUAGUAUGAAAGCAGCUGGACAACUGUUGAUGAAAAAAAGGAAAAAUCUUUUCUGGUCACCUUGCGCUGCGCAUUGUAUAGAUUUGAUGUUGGAGGAUAUUGGCAAAAUGGAUAAUGUAAAAGAAACUAUUGCUCAGGGGAAGAAGAUAACAAGUUUCAUAUAUAACAGUGACAAAGUAGUGAAUCUGAUGAAGACAUAUACAAAAAAAAGGGAACUGCUACGUCCAGGUAUCACUAGAUUUGCAACUGAAUUCAUUUCUAUGGAAAGUCUUCUUCGGAAUUGUACAGAACUGAAAAGAAUGUGCACCUCAGAUGAAUGGGCAGAGUUUAAUAACAUUACCAAGAGAAAAACAGAAGCUAUUAAAGUAGCUGAGUUGAUAUUGUCAGAGAAGUUUUGGAAAAAAGUUAGAAAUGUGUGUGCAAUAAUGGAGCCUCUGGUCAAAGUUUUAAAAACUAUUGAUCAAGAUAAUAAGCCAACAUUGCCAAUUAUUUAUGAGGCAAUGGAUAGAGCAAAAAUGGCUAUUCAAAAGUCGGUGAAAUCUUGGAAAACAAUUUGGGAAGUGAUUGAUAAUAGAUGGUACAAUCAACUUCAUCGGGAUUUACAUGCGGCAGCAUAUUUUUUGAACCCGAUCCUUCAAUAUUCUGGAACUUGUGAGUUUAAUCUGGAUGAAGUUCGAAGAGGGUUAAAGAACGUCAUUGCAAAGUUGGAGCCAAAUUUAGAUGCACAAGUUGAUUCAAUAAAUGAGAUCAAAAUUUUUGCAGACAAAAAGGGAGGCUUUGGAAGUGCUAUUGUAGCAAGAGCAUUACCAAAAUCUUUACCCGAAAGUAGUGAAUAUCAAGAACAUGACAACGAUGGUUUUGGUGAUACAUUGUCCCAAUAUAUUACCAAAAGAAAUAAGAAAGGUCUUGCUGCAUCCUCAAGUAGGAAACAAAAAAGUAAGACUAAACAAACCAGUAAGCAGACUGUUCCGUCAUCUUCAAAUAAAAGUGACAGCAGUAAUGAUGAUGAUGACAAUGGUGACAAUGGAGAUGGAGGGAACAAUUCUUUCAGGCAUAGUGGUUACAAUCAAGAUAGCCAACAAGCAGGAGGUAUGUCAUGGGCUCAAGGACAAGAUAAUUAUUAUGCCACUCAAGAUACUGAUCAUGGCUAUCGUCCUGGUAUAGAAGCACAACGUCAAUUCCUCAAUGAUUUAACUCAAUUUUCAAGUGAUGAUACUUUCUCUCACCAUUCAGGGUCACAAAGAUAUAGAGGAGUCAAUGAUCAAAUGCAAAAUUUGGCUAUAUACCCAACUUAUGAGCAUGAAUCUAGUCAAAACCGUAGUACUAGUCAAUUGGGAUAUGGCUAUGACCAAUCAUAUGGAAUCACUCCUGACUAUUACAGUGGAUAUCGACCAUUUGACAGACCUAGACAGGUUGAAAGGUCUACUAGCAUUCAUGGUAGUGGAUACUAUGAAAAAGAAAUAGAUAAGUCUCAUGAUGGUUCUUCUUUUGAUUCCAAUAACAUUGGAUUUUAUGGUCAUGAUUCUACUGCAUCAUAUGGUACCAGCGAUAGUGUUAACUAUCGAGGGUUUGGAUACUAG
Coffea arabica (coffee) is the source of this 2157-nucleotide messenger RNA. The record is from RefSeq and is a predicted model, not a curated record. NCBI's taxonomy places the organism in Eukaryota, Viridiplantae, Streptophyta, Magnoliopsida, Gentianales, Rubiaceae.